This is a messenger RNA of Suillus paluster, 825 nucleotides long. RefSeq lists its product as uncharacterized. Lineage: Eukaryota; Fungi; Basidiomycota; Agaricomycetes; Boletales; Suillaceae. The record is from RefSeq and is a predicted model, not a curated record. The transcript is spliced from 2 exons. The coding region runs from base 1 to 825 and encodes 274 amino acids.
AUGGCGCGCAGCCCCACUAAGACACACCAGUCGCGUCCCAAACCUGCCCCAUACAAGCGAAAACCAAAGACACCUCGCCAGAAAGAUGCUCCUGCAACAUCUGCAAAGCUUCCUGACACUAGCAGACGCAAGAAUCUUACCUCGAAUGACUGGCUGAUGGUGUUCGUCUUGAGCUACAAGGAUAUUCCAUUCGUGACCGUCUGGGUUGAAUACUCAGACAUCUCCAUCGCUAUGAAAUCCAUCGGCGCAACGCCUAGCAAACGCCGAGAUGGCUCGGACGUCUAUACUGUCCCUGUCCUCAGUGACCCAAACACUGGCUCCCUUAUCAGCGACUCCCUUGAGAUUGCCUCCUACCUCGAGAAGACAUACCCCGAAAAGCCCAUCUUCCCAAAUAACUCAGAACCUCUGAUUCGCGCUUUCGACUCGACCUAUAUGGGCUUGAUUCGCCCUGCGAUGAAGUUCUUCAUCGCACGCUGCGCGGAAAUAUUAAGCCCAGCUAGUGCCGAAUUCUUCAUUCGAGUUCGUUCGGCGGACUUCCCGCCUGAGAUGCCUCGGGAUGAAUUAUCUCCCGAGGGCCCGGAGCGUGAUGCGGGCUGGGAGCUGCUAGAGAAGGAGUACAAUGCUUUGUACGAAUGGUACCAGAAAAGUGACGGAAAGUGGAUCAUGGGCGAGACUUUCUCAUAUGCAGACAUCAUUGUCGCUUGUUUCUUGCUGGCGCGGAAACGAAUACUGAAGGAUGAUGGGUGGGCUAGGAUAAGUUCUUGGAAUGGGGGGAAAUGGGCCCAAGUCCUUGCGGAUGUUGAGAAGGAGUGUAAAUUGGCUUAG